UUCACUUAUUACCGAUUAAUUAAGGUGAACACUAAGUGAUACGGUGAAAGGGCUCCGCGCAUUUUAUUUUAUUGUGAGAAACGAAGUUAAUAAAACCAAUCAAUCAAAAUGUGUGAUGAUGAUGCUGGAGGUCUAGUUAUGGACAAUGGGUCCGGAAUGUGCAAAGCCGGAUUCGCUGGAGAUGAUGCACCACGUGCUGUAUUUCCAUCCAUUGUCGGUCGUCCUCGCCAUCAGGGAGUCAUGGUCGGUAUGGGUCAAAAAGAUUCCUAUGUGGGUGAUGAGGCCCAAAGUAAGAGAGGUAUUUUAACGCUGAAAUAUCCAAUCGAACAUGGCAUUAUCACGAACUGGGACGAUAUGGAGAAAAUCUGGCAUCACACCUUCUACAAUGAAUUGCGUGUAGCACCAGAAGAACAUCCAAUCUUGCUUACUGAAGCACCUCUAAAUCCAAAGGCCAAUCGUGAGAAGAUGACCCAGAUUAUGUUCGAAACGUUCAACUCGCCAGCUAUUUAUGUUGCUAUUCAAGCAGUGUUAUCACUAUACGCGUCUGGCCGUACUACGGGAAUCGUUUUGGAUUCUGGUGAUGGUGUUUCGCACACGGUACCCAUUUACGAAGGAUAUGCGUUGCCACAUGCAAUUCUUCGUUUGGAUUUAGCCGGUCGCGAUUUGUCCGAGUUCCUAAUGAAGAUCCUAACGGAACGCGGUUACUCAUUCACAACUACUGCGGAACGAGAAAUCGUCCGGGAUGUUAAGGAAAAGCUGUGCUAUGUCGCUUUGGACUUUGAGCAAGAAAUGACAACCGCUUCGUCAUCAACAUCAUCUGAUAAAUCAUAUGAACUACCUGACGGACAAGUAAUUACCAUUGGUAACGAACGGUUCAGGUGUCCAGAAGCACUGUUCCAGCCGUCGUUCGUUGGAAUGGAAUCUUGUGGCAUUCAUGAGACAGUUUACAAUUCAAUCAUGAAGUGUGACGUUGAUAUUCGAAAGGACUUGUAUGCCAAUUCCGUACUUUCUGGUGGUACCACCAUGUAUCCAGGUAUUGCUGACCGAAUGCAAAAGGAAAUCACAGCAUUGGCACCAUCAACGAUUAAGAUCAAGAUUAUCGCACCACCCGAACGUAAAUACUCUGUGUGGAUUGGUGGCUCAAUUUUGUCAUCACUUUCCACUUUCCAAACGAUGUGGAUCACCAAGAAGGAAUACGACGAAUCCGGACCGGGAAUUGUACACCGAAAAUGCUUCUAAAUCAAUCGACUGCUCUAUUCACAUAAAACGUUCAUUAUUGCACACAUUAUACGACAACCAACUAAAUCGCACUGCCAAGCAAAUUCAAACAGCACCACAACUAACACCACUGUUAUUGUUGUCUUCGGAAAACUUGUUUUUCUUUCUUCGUUUGUUUUGUUUUUUAUUUUUUAAUUUUUAUUUUGAACUUUAUUAUCGAACGCAGGACAUUUUAAUGCUGCUAAAAUAGACUGACUGACACUUUUUAUUUUGCUUUAAUAAAAUUUUAAUUGAAACAAAAAUUCAUGUAUAAUAUAUUGGAACAAACUGAUUAUUCGAUUUUGCUUUUAGUUUUACGAAGUCACCGUCAAUAUCGGAUCUGUAGCCUGUUAGAUGUAAUAUGUCUCACUGUUUCAUCAUCUUUUCUUUUUUAAAUAAAAUAUUUAAUGUAGUUUCAA
Messenger RNA from Bradysia coprophila, 1676 nucleotides. Its product is annotated as actin, indirect flight muscle-like. NCBI's taxonomy places the organism in Eukaryota, Metazoa, Arthropoda, Insecta, Diptera, Sciaridae. The record is from RefSeq and is a predicted model, not a curated record.